UUCCCGCCGCCGAACUUGCGCUGCGGCGGGCGGGUGGGGCGGCCCCGGAGUCGGCGGGGCGGGCACGUGAGCGAUGGAGACCAUCUGGAUCUACCAGUUCCGCGUCAUCGUGAUCGGAGACUCCACCGUGGGCAAGUCGUGCCUCCUGCACCGCUUCACCCAGGGCCGCUUCCCGGGGCUGCGCUCCCCCGCCUGCGACCCCACCGUCGGCGUGGACUUCUUCUCCCGCCUGCUGGAGAUCGAGCCGGGCAAGAGGAUCAAGCUGCAGCUGUGGGACACGGCGGGGCAGGAGCGGUUCAGAUCAAUAACUCGAUCUUAUUACCGCAAUUCAGUUGGUGGAUUUUUAGUAUUUGAUAUUACUAACCGACGAUCCUUUGAACAUGUGAGAGACUGGCUAGAAGAAGCAAAAAUGCAUGUACAGCCAUUUCGAAUUGUAUUUCUCCUAGUGGGACAUAAAUGUGAUUUAGCCUCACAACGUCAAGUUACAAGGGAAGAAGCGGAAAAACUGUCAGCAGACUGUGGUAUGAGAUAUAUAGAAACCUCAGCAAAAGAUGCCACAAAUGUUGAGGAAUCCUUCACAAUCUUGACAAGAGACAUAUAUGAACUUAUUAAAAAGGGAGAAAUUUGUAUUCAGGAUGGCUGGGAAGGGGUUAAAAGCGGUUUUGUUCCAAAUACUGUGCAUUCUUCUGAGGAAGCAGUGAAGCCCAGGAAAGAGUGCUUCUGCUGACUUCAAACAUGCCAAAGAACUAACAAGAGCAGACUGGGUGUCGUUUCAAGAUAAAUACAACAUUAAGAACAGGCUGAUGCAAUGAAAACAUUAAAAAAUGUCAUAUACCUGACUCACAAGCCCAUAUUAACACUGUUUUACAAGGUAUUUAAUUCAGGGCACUGUGCUUAUUUGUUACGCUACAAGAUUGGAUAUUUUGCAAAAUUAUAAAGGCAAAGCAGACAACUUUUUCUUCAAACUACAGUAGCUACACAAUUACCUCUGUUUUCACUGUUACCGUAUAGCUGACCUUAGUGUCCAAAUAUGUCAAUAUUACUCAUUUUUCUUGACAGUCUGAAAUGGGUUGUUUGUGUGUGUGUGCAUAUAUAUAUAGUCAGAUUUAAAAGCUUUUAUCAGGAAUCAUAUUCUUUUAACUUAGUUAAUUUUGAACAGUAAAGUGGGUAUCAAAGUGUACUGUUCACUUACAGAGAAACAAUCUCAGAGGUAUUGACUAGGAUGAAAACAUCAGUUUCUUAUUUAAGGGGCCAGGUUUUUAACCAUUCUCUGAAAUAUUUAUCCCCCUUAAUUUUACCUGAACAUAAGAAAAUAAGUUUUAUGCCCAUUUUUCGUCUCUGAUUUAUUGCUUCUGAAAAUUUACGUUUUAUAAAUGUGUCUAAGAAUCCAAGCAAAAUAUUUUAUUGCAAAUAUUUCCAAAAAUAAAAACAACCAACCAUUUAUCAGCAAAUGUUUUCAUGCUUUAGUAUACUGUCCUUACUUAGAAAAAACAAAUUUACCUAUAUGCUGGCAUUUUCAAAGAAAUUAAAUGCAAUUUACCUUGAACUAAUGUCAAAAUCAUCAAUAUAGUAAAUUUCUAAACCAUCCCAUUUCCAAGUAUAGAAAAGAGUUUUCUGGACAAGGAAAAUUGGCUAAAUGUUUGCUAUAUUUAGUAUUCAAAUUAUAUUUUACUAUCUUAUCUGUAAAAGUGAAGACAAAGUAAUGAAUCAAGAAAGUACAAUGACUUUUGAGUUCCCUAAUUUUGAACUCACUGAUUUAAGCCCCUUUCCUGGAAGGGAUAUUUUGAUCAUAAUGUCAAAUAUAAUGCACAUUUCUAUUCUGUUCUGUACACCAUUUCUAAUCACAAAGAGGGGCACCACAUGAAGCUGCCUUCCUAGAAACAGAAGAACUUUACUAUUAAACUGUAGUUGCCCCAUUUGUUUGAAAACCAAAGUAGACUAGUAGAAAGAAUAUUUAACUAGAAAUCAGAAAACCUGAGUUCUAAGCUGGCCUUUGCUGUACCAAUGUUUGACCAUGAGUAAGUCACUUAACCUCUCUAAGCAUCAGUUCUCUCAUCUGUAAAAUGACACUAACACCCCAUUUGUUAUGUUUUGUGGAAUUAUUUUGAGAAUCAAGUGAAUCACGUGAAAACGCUUUGUAAAUAGAGAAAACAUUAUACAGAUAUGAAAUUAUCAGCUGCUCAUGUGCAUGAGAAUUUUGUUUUCUUAUGUUUCUUCCCUCCAUUCCUGUACAGAGGGAGCAGAAAAAGGUACAAGUUUUCAUGGACCUGGGGAAGUUCUUGGCCUAGAUGCUUACCCUCUGCUCUUUUACUCUGAAACACUGUCCUUCAAAGUAGAAAUGAAAGGGAGGGAAUCCCCAGAGAAUUAAUUCAAUCAAAAGUCUUGUUCAAAAAAGGAAAUUGAAAUAAUAAAAGCACUGGGUUAAUAUAGUCUUACUUACAUGUUUUUAUAAUAGCUAUUGGUUAACAAUCUGUGGGAGCAUUUUGUCUUAUAAACUGUCAACCAAUUCCCAUUCUUACAGCAUGACUUUUAUCUUAGCCUCACAUCUAGCAGAAUGGGUAUUUUACUAAAUUAUCAGGCAAAGCAGAUAACUUUUUCUUGAAACAGAAGUAACUACAUAAUCACCUCCAUUUUCACUUUGUUAGCAUAUAUCUGACAUUAGUGUCCAAAUAUGUCAAUGUUACUCAUUUUUCUUACAGUUUGAAAUGUGUUUUUCUGCAUCUUUGAAGUAUUUAAUUGUAUUUUUUAAAUACCUGUAUAUUUUCUAGGUUCAUACAAGAAUUUUUAAUACUGUUUAUGGGGAGAAGAAUGCAAAUUGUAACAUCACUAUAAAAUUUCUCUAUAUGUAUAUUGGCAACAUUCUCUUGAUAUUUUUAGGUUAAUUUUACUUGAGUGAGUCCAAACUGUAAUUGACUAGAUAAGAAAACACCUGCCCCAAAAAUGUGAAGCAAUCUAAUUUUACUGUUACAAUAUUAAAUCUUAUAUUCAAGCAAUUUACCUUCACUCCAAAUGGCAUAAACUAAAAUACUGAAUAUCUAACAAUAGUUUAAAGUGCAGUCACCCAUCCCUACUUGUAAAGUUAAACAUCUAAAUUAUAAAAUGUGAUUUAACUUUCAGUGGCAUCCUUUAUGAUACUAAUGUUGGGAUAGGACUAGUAUUCAGACUGAAAAAAUAUGAUAUGUUCUAAGAUUGAGAAUAGCAUUAAGGAACCAGAAGAAACAAAUGGGAAGAUUCUUACCAAGGUCACACAUGAGCAGAAACAAGCAUAGAACUUUGGUUCUCUAAACACCUUGUUCCCUCCAUUACCAUGCUGUGGUGUGUGUGUGUGUGUGCUUAAGGGAAAGGAAAGGGGAAAUGUAACCAAAUCCACAAAAUACUACAAGUGAGCUAAAUCAUUUUGAUGUUAUAGAGGAGCUAUUUGUGGUAAAACAAUAGUAAGAUGAACAAUGACUAUGAAGAUCUGAGUUGUUACACAAGAUUGCCAACACAUCUGUAUAACCUUAGCCAGAUAUCUUUAUCCAUAUAUAUAAACUAGCUAAUCUAUUUUCUUAUACAUUAUUCUAGAGAAUAUGGACAAUAAUAAUGUCAAAAUAGUAAAAAUAUUUGCUUCAGGCAAAACAUUUUGACUAAGUUUCUAGAAAUCAGAUGUACUUGAUUUUAGAUUAAAAUUAUUUAAUUUAAAUUUAAAUAUUUAAAUUAAAUAAAUUUAAACUAAUGAAUGAUUAAAUGUUUUAACUAAAUGUGG
Molecule: messenger RNA, 3745 nt
Organism: Trichechus manatus latirostris (Florida manatee)
Lineage: Eukaryota; Metazoa; Chordata; Mammalia; Sirenia; Trichechidae
Gene: RAB39A
Product: RAB39A, member RAS oncogene family
Exons: 2
Coding region: 74-727 (217 amino acids)
Biological process (GO): vesicle-mediated transport; phagosome-lysosome fusion; Rab protein signal transduction
Cellular component (GO): Golgi apparatus
Molecular function (GO): GTP binding; GTPase activity
Source: RefSeq, a predicted model, not a curated record